This is a messenger RNA of Raphanus sativus (radish), 1617 nucleotides long. RefSeq names its product serine/threonine-protein kinase SRK2A-like. The record is from RefSeq and is a predicted model, not a curated record. Gene Ontology annotation, cellular component: nucleus. Gene Ontology annotation, molecular function: protein serine/threonine kinase activity; ATP binding. Bases 312 to 1385 code for a protein of 357 amino acids. Gene Ontology annotation, biological process: intracellular signal transduction; protein phosphorylation. The transcript has 8 exons. Lineage: Eukaryota; Viridiplantae; Streptophyta; Magnoliopsida; Brassicales; Brassicaceae.
UUCUUCCUUCAUUCUCAUUCUCAUUCUCAUUCUCAUUCUGAUCAUCAUUUAUUAUUGUCUGAAGGAAAAAAAGACGACGAUUCUUACCUUUGGCUUCAAACCUCAAAUCAGCUUUCAAUCAUCGUUAUCGCUUUCCUUUUUCUCUGCGAAUCACGAGAUCUCGGAAUCGCAUCCGUGAUUGUUUUUUUUGGUCCUUGUUCACGAUUUUCACGUUAAAUUGUCGUCUGUGCUUUUUUUAGCGGGUAGGAGGGGAAGCUGAAUUUCAAACGAGAAUUCUGUAGAUUUUUUUUUUUUUGGGUUUUGGGUUAAAGAUGGAGAAGUACGAGCUGGUGAAAGACAUAGGAGCUGGGAAUUUCGGAGUGGCGAGACUCAUGAAGGUCAAAGACUCUAAGGAACUUGUUGCCAUGAAGUACAUCGAGCGUGGCCCCAAGAUUGAUGAGAAUGUGGCGAGAGAGAUCAUCAAUCACAGAUCACUUCGCCAUCCUAAUAUAAUCCGCUUUAAGGAGGUGGUGUUGACGCCAACUCAUCUUGCCAUUGCCAUGGAAUAUGCUGCUGGUGGUGAACUUUUCCAGCGUAUUUGCGCUGCUGGAAGAUUCAGUGAGGAUGAGGCGAGAUACUUCUUCCAGCAGCUUAUAUCAGGUGUUAGCUAUUGUCAUGCUAUGCAAAUAUGCCACCGAGAUCUGAAGCUCGAGAAUACACUCCUGGAUGGUAGUCCUGCUCCACGUCUCAAAAUAUGUGAUUUUGGUUAUUCCAAGUCCUCUCUACUGCACUCGAGGCCCAAAUCAACUGUUGGAACUCCAGCAUAUAUUGCACCUGAGGUCCUUUCUCGCAGAGAAUAUGAUGGCAAGAUGGCUGAUGUGUGGUCUUGUGGUGUAACUCUUUAUGUCAUGCUUGUUGGAGCAUACCCUUUUGAAGACCAAGAAGACCCCAAAAACUUCAGGAAAACAAUACAAAAAAUCAUGGCUGUUCAGUACAAAAUCCCGGACUACGUCCACAUCUCACCAGAUUGCAAACAUCUCCUUUCCCGUAUAUUUGUGGCCAACUCACUCAAGAGGAUAACCAUUGCAGAAAUCAAGAAACACCCAUGGUUCACCAAGAACUUGCCAAGGGAGCUCACAGAGACAGCUCAAGCUGCAUUAUUCAAGAAAGAGAAUCCAACCUUCUCCCUCCAGACCGCUGAAGAGAUCAUGAAGAUAGUGGAUGACGCCAAAACGCCUCCACCUGUUUCCCGUUCCAUAGGAGGUUUUGGCUGGGGAGGAGAGGGAGAUUCAGAGGGGAAAGAAGAAGAGGAAGAGGUGGAGGAAGAGGAAGAGGAAGACGACGAAGAUGAAUAUGAUAAGACUGUAAAGCAAGCACACGCAAGUGGAGAAGUGAAACUCAGUUGAUUUUUUAUUUUGUUUAUGUCUAUGUAAGAAUGAAGUUGCCGUUGGUUUGCUGAAACGUAAAAAGUAUCUGCUUUCUUUUUUGUCUUUGCCAAUUACAAUGCUUUGGUGUGGGUUUUUGAAAGAUUUGUAAAAUUCGCAGUAUAAGAAGAAGAGAGGUUGAUUAUGAGUCCUGUCUACAGGGUAUGAACAAUGUGACCUCAUCUUGUAAAUUAGAUUUUUGUUUUCGUGUUCA